GGGGGCCGGGCCAGCGGGACCUGUCUGUUUGCUGUGUUCUGCUUUUAAAGCAAACUCCGUUUCAUUUCGUGGGGCGUCUUUUGUUGGAUGAUAGAGCUUCUUGCCCAUAGGGCUUGUGGAGUCUCCCUCACUGGAGAUACUCAAGAACGGUCUGAAUGCAAUCUGAAUGCCGUGUGCUCUGGGAUGACCCUGCUCGAGUGGGGAGCUUGGACCAGAUGACUCACUGUGGUGCCUUCCAACCUUACCCAGUCUGUGAUUCUUCAGUCCCCCUGGUGCUGCUGGCGGGUGAGACCGGGGAGUUCCUCCCAAAUUGACGCUUCAGACAGCGCUGCCUCGGAAACCUUUUGCGUGUCUGUAAUGAGAUUUGCAGGGAUGAUAUUACCACCAGGUCAUAAUUGGAGACAUACACAGAAAGGCACAAAUCUGUGUAAAGCUGUACGGGAAGAGUAAAGUAAUGGGGAAAAAAAACCAACCCAAACUGUGAGGUAACUCUCCAUUAGGCAUCAAGAUCACUGAAAUACCAAUUGCAGAAGCAGACAUGAAAAGAGCUAUAUCAAGCUCCCAAGGUGAUAUACUGGCUUGAAGAUUUGUACAGCUUUGCUGUUCCAUGUGAAGGCAGUGGUUAGUUGAAGCUUCUCAUAGGGGAAGUCCUGUCUCAUUUGUAGGAAGAAGAUGGGACCCCUUUUACUUCUAAUAAUUUGUCAGUAUGCCAUAAACAGUGUCAAAACACACAGUGCUUCAAAUCCCAAUAUCAUUUUGCUGAUGGCUGAUGAUCUUGGUAUUGGAGACCUGGGAUGUUAUGGGAACAAAACCUUAAGAACCCCUAAUAUUGACAGGCUAGCAGAGGAAGGAGUGACGCUUACUCAGCAUAUAGCAGCAGCCCCACUUUGCACUCCAAGCAGGGCAGCUUUCCUGACAGGGAGAUAUCCUAUAAGAUCAGGAAUGGCUGCCUUCUCACGAGUUGGUGUCUUCUUAUUUUCUGCCUCUUCCGGAGGACUUCCUUCUGAAGAAAUAACUUUUUCCAAUCUCCUGAAACAGAAAGGUUAUGCAACCGCUCUAAUAGGAAAGUGGCAUCUUGGGAUGAACUGUGAAAGCAGUAAUGACUUCUGUCACCACCCCCUCAGUCAUGGAUUUGAUUACUUUUAUGGGCUUACUGUGACCAAUUUUAGAGACUGCAAACCUGGCCAAGGCAGCGUAUUUUUAAAAGGGGUUCAGAAAGCCCUUAUCAUCCCAAUCCAAAUCGCUGGAAUCACCCUUGUCUCUUUGGCUAUAGCGCGGUACAUCGGCCUCCUCAAUGUACCUUUCCAAGCAUUCUGUUACUGCUUGUUAAUAAUCACAAUUUCACUUGUGGUUUUGAUAUUUUUCUUCUAUCAUUUUCGACACUUAAACUGCUUCUUAAUGAGGAAUCAUCAGAUUAUCCAGCAGCCACUGUCCUAUGAGAACCUUACUCAGAGGCUGACAAAGGAAGCCAUGCAGUUUAUUGGAAGGAACACUGAUGCACCAUUUCUUCUUGCCUUGUCUUAUCUUCAUGUCCACACUGCUCUGUAUGCUUCAGAAAAUUUCAGAGGAAAGAGCAAGCAUGGCUUAUAUGGUGAUGCAGUGGAGGAAAUGGACUGGAGUGUAGGACAAGUUCUGGAUGUGCUGGUAAAACAUAAUCUGAGUGACAAAACACUUGUAUACUUUACAUCUGACCAAGGGGCUCAUGUUGAAGAAAUUUCUAGUGCUGGAGAAGUCCAUGGAGGAUACAAUGGCAUAUAUAAAGGUGGAAAAUCAACAAACUGGGAAGGAGGUAUUCGUGUGCCAGGUCUUCUCCGUUGGCCUGGAGUGAUACAGGCUGGUGCCUAUAUUGAUGAGCCAACAAGUAACAUGGAUAUAUUUCCUACCGUAGUCAAACUUGCGGAGGCACAGUUACCCUCUGACAGAAUUAUUGAUGGACAUGAUCUGCUGCCCUUACUUCAAGGAAAAGUUACUCGAUCAAAGCAUGAAUUUCUCUUCCAUUACUGUAAUGCAUAUUUAAAUGCAGUGCGCUGGCAUCCAGGAAACAGUGAAUCUGUCUGGAAAGUCUUCUUCUUCACUCCAAACUUCAGUCCUGAGGACUCCAAUGGUUGCUAUGAUUCUCAUGUUUGCUUUUGCCAUGGAGGAUUCAUUACACAACAUGAUCCCCCACUGCUCUUCGAUCUGUCCAGAGACCCUGAAGAGAAAGUCCCGCUGACUCCAGAAACUGAGAGCCGUUUCUACGAAAUCCUCAGGGUCGUUCACCAAGCGGUAGACAAUCACACCAGAUCCUUGCAGGCUGUUCCUAACCAGCUGUCAUGGGACAACCUUCUCUGGAAGCCAUGGCUCCAGCUCUGCUGCUCAUCUGUCUUUCAGUCUUGCUAUUGUGACUAUGACUCAGGAGGGAGUCCGCUGGAAGUGCAUUCAGGAUAAACAAGCUGCAAUUUGCUGUCAGAAACUGGAACGGAAGAAUGUGGGUAUCUGACUUGAACCAGCGUGGUACUAGCCUUCCAGAGGUUUUGUUGUAUUAGAUGAGGACCUGUCUUCAAAGACACAUUGCAGUAGAAGAAAAUUUCAGUCAAGAAAAUGUGCCAAGAAAGGGAGGAUGAGACACUGCUUUUCUACCUUUAUCAUACAGCAUGAAAAACAUGUUGCCAUCCUCAUCUACAAAUGAGUAGACUGUAGGCGUUUUCUAUGUGAGAUAAUUUUCUAGACCUUCAACUUCAGCUUCUUUCUUACACAGCAAAGAAUUUAGCUGUGGUUUCUGUCAAUCACAACAACUAAAUGCACACUUUCCUGUCCUUUUUGCUAAGUGUUAUCCACCAUUAGUAGGACAUAACACUGAGUAAUUAAAGAGAGAGAGAUAAUAGUGGAGAGGUCCACCUGUGACUGUCAUUUGGUAACUGAUAGAUAGGUUAAUAGCAGACUUGCAACAUCAUCUUUAUCAACAAGCAUCAUGGAUAUGAAAAAAUUAACAGACUGCCAACAGUCUAACUUUGUAUGUGCCAUAAAAAUGUACAGAGCUAUGUAGUGGAAGUCGUUGUGUCCAUAUUAAAACGAUGCUCCCCAGCAUCCCUACUGUCCUAUUGCAUGUCAGCAACCUUUGUUUAUCAGUUGUGCACUUGAGUGUGUACCAUAAGUCUCCAUAUAUAUAUAUAUAUAUAUAUAUAUAUAUAUGUGCAAGCCAAAUUAAUAACCCACAAAUCCUUCAAUCUCUGAUACAGGCACACCUUUAUGGUCGUAGCCCAGUUGAUAAAAUAAAAGGUUUGGUCUGUACUUGAUAUUUGAGUUCCAAAUACACGAUCCUACAAAUAUAUCUUUCACUAUCUUUACCAUACCUAUUCUUCCAUUGAUGAAUGUAAUCACAAAUAAAUAAAAUUUGGUCUUCCUUUAAAUAUCUUUACCAUCUUUUAAGAUUUCUGAAUAGGAUCUAUGAUUUUCUGAAAAUAAACUUGGGCUUCAGUACUUAAAGCCAAAUAUAACAGUCUCUGAGUUCUUAGCAAGGCCUUGGGAAACCUACUGUUCUCCAGGGAUAAUUUCUGUGUCCGUUUUUAGCUGAAUCUUAUUCAGGCACAUUUUGUUUCCACUCCACAGGCAGACAAGCUAUUUUCUUUGGAAGAUUGUAGAUGAAGAGAACAUAUCAGCAAAAUACUAAAAUGAUUUGAUGCCUGAUAAUAGAGGGUGACUUGCUCCUUAUCAGAAAGAAAC
Messenger RNA from Manacus vitellinus (golden-collared manakin), 3702 nucleotides. It is a transcript of the gene STS, whose product is annotated as steroid sulfatase. The record is from RefSeq and is a predicted model, not a curated record. Lineage: Eukaryota; Metazoa; Chordata; Aves; Passeriformes; Pipridae. The transcript has 11 exons. Bases 673 to 2427 code for a protein of 584 amino acids. Gene Ontology annotation, molecular function: arylsulfatase activity.